CUCACAGGGCACACAAGUCUCCGGCGAGCUAGUUGUAAUAGUACUACGCCGGUGACCGCAUCGUCUCGACCGCAGCGCCGGCGCGGAGGCUACCUUCUGCCCCGACGUCCCCAUGGCCGGCCACCGGAACAAGGUCUCCUGGUCCUCCGGCCUCUGCGGCUGCUUCGACGACCUCGGCGGCUGCUUCCUGACACUCUUCUGCCCGUGCAUCGCCUUCGGGAGGAUCGCCGAGAUCGUCGACAAGGGGGCCAUAUCAUGCUGUGCGAGUGGGACGAUGCACGUGCUGCAGGGCUUGGGGACGUCCGCGAUAGGCUCCAUCCUCUACCACUGCUGCUACCGCGCCAGACUGCGGGCAGAGCACGGGCUGGAGGAGAAGCCAUGCGCCGACUGCUGUGUCCACACCUUCUGCGGGUAUUGUGCCCUCUGCCAGAAGUAUCGCGAGCUCAAGAGUCGUGGCUUCGACAUGCAGGCGGGAUGGCAUGCCAACAUGGAGAGGAUGGGAAAGACCGUCGCGCCCCAGAUGAACCAGGGGAUGACUCGUUAGUCAAUUGAAAGCAAUGCAGACGGUUACUCUUCUCUAUAUAUCCUGGCUAGGGGUGUCAACGUCCAGCUACUCAUCCAGUCUUACUUUUUUAUCCAUGUAUGUGUCGGUGUGCUUAGCUGUUGCAAGUUGUUCUUCGUCCAACCAGUCACUUCCCACCAUGGGUCAAAUCUAUGUGCAACCAAUAAGACGUGUUAUCAUAUCUUUGUGUAGAAGAAACAGAUGUUCGCCUCCGUAAUGAGUGCAAUCACGUUUGGGUAUGUAAUAUCUAUGGCAGCUACCUUAAAUCUUCAAAAAAUUAUUGAGGAAACCUUAAA
Messenger RNA from Triticum urartu, 858 nucleotides. RefSeq names its product cell number regulator 2-like. NCBI's taxonomy places the organism in Eukaryota, Viridiplantae, Streptophyta, Magnoliopsida, Poales, Poaceae. The record is from RefSeq and is a predicted model, not a curated record.